Messenger RNA from Orbilia oligospora ATCC 24927, 294 nucleotides. RefSeq lists its product as uncharacterized. The record is from RefSeq and is a predicted model, not a curated record. The transcript is spliced from 2 exons. Lineage: Eukaryota; Fungi; Ascomycota; Orbiliomycetes; Orbiliales; Orbiliaceae. The coding region runs from base 1 to 294 and encodes 97 amino acids.
AUGGUAGCCCACCAACGAAUGGUUCAGCGGAUUUCAUCUUGCCACCGCCAUUGCAAGGGAUCUAUAAAGAACCUACGGCUGAAUCAGAGACCCCAUUCAGGGGCUCUGACUCUGGCUCGGAGGAAUUUGAAACCGCUUCCGAAAUCAAGAGAGAAUGGGUUGAAGGAAAAGCUGCUUGUGGUUGCCCCAGGCGUCAUUAGCGCUGAGAAGUCGAGGCCCACUCUGAAGUAUCGAUUCACGAUCAAUCAGCAACUCGGAGUUGGGUAUGGUCAUACCACUCUCUACAAGGCCUAA